AUGAAUAUGAAUCUCAAUUCAGGUUUACCUGAUCAUCGACCUCCUCAUUCAUCAACAUCUACAACUGUUUUUCAAUUUUCUCUGAAUAUUCUUGAAUUUGGUCGUAUACCACGUCUACCCGACAAACAACGUAUCGAUCUUCUUGAUUUAUUUCAAAAAUAUAUUCCUUCUCCUAAUCUGGUGCCAAAAUCAGGCGACGAUCUUUUAGAGACCGAAACCGAUGGCAAAGUGCCAUUCGAUUCAAUUCGAGUUUUCUGGUCUUUUUAA
Molecule: messenger RNA, 267 nt
Organism: Rotaria socialis
Lineage: Eukaryota; Metazoa; Rotifera; Eurotatoria; Philodinida; Philodinidae
Source: the annotation of a GenBank genome assembly